UCGGGUUAGUCUUCGUCCAGCUGCAAGAGGGUGCGCACGUGCCUUUGCGUCUUACAAAUCCGCCUCCGCGUUGUUGUUAUUUUCAUUCGUUGAGCGUCGUCGUCGUCGCGCGGACUUCGCGUUGUUUGUGUGUUUUUCCAGACAGUUUCACACGCACUCGAAGUUAUUUCCAGCAAAAUAAGAGGAAAAAAGUGAACAUUCAAAGUGUCCAAAAAAGGGGCGCACAGCGCGAAGCAACAUCAUCCCCACCGGUGGUGGUGUGUGAUUGAGUGUGAAUCAAUUAGCAAAGUUGGCUGUGAGUGUGUUGUCGUCGCGAAAAUGCAUCAAACGUGAAGCACGUGGUGGAAUUGGAAAGUUGUGACAGCACACUCGCUCGCACAAACAAACCAAAACACAAACAAAUAUAUAUAUUGCAUACCAGAAGGGGAGAAAACCGUGUCGUCGCCGUUUUGCAAUAUUUCUUCAGCGUCGCCGCCUUCGACUACAAAAUUAAAUAAGGGCCGAAGGAAAGGAAGGAGUGAAAAUCCGCCUGCUUUGAUGCAUAUUUUUGCAAACACCCGCCGCAACGAUGUUGGGCUAUCUCGCUGCAUCAUUGUUAGUUUUAAGUACCAUCUACUCGAUUGAUCCCAGCAGUGCUGGUCCGCUGGACGCGCUAAGCUGGGCCCGGAUGGACAACAUCAACCUGCCAUGGCUGCCAUAUGAGAACAUGACCCGCUGCUACGGCGAGUUGGGAUGUCUCAACAUUACCAAGGAGUGGUACCACUUGAUCUUCCGCCCGUUCAACGUGUUCCCCCUGCCGAGGAGCGUCAUCAACACGCGGUUCAUCCUGUACACGGAGAAGAAUCCGACCGAUGGUCAGCUGCUGCAGGCCGAGGUGAAGGACACCAUCAUGAAGAGCCACUUCCGGUCCGACUGGGACACCAAGUUCAUCAUCCACGGCUUCAUCGAUACGCCGCUGUCCAACUGGGUGUCGGAGAUGCGUGACGAAUUGAUUACCCGCGGCGGGUUGAACGUGAUCGUGGUGGACUGGGCGGGGGGAUCGUUGCCACUGUACACACAGGCCACGGCCAACACACGGUUGGUUGGGCUGGAGAUCGCGUAUCUGAUCAAGAAGUUGGGCGAGUACAAGGGCUUGCGAGCGGAGGACGUCCAUUUGAUUGGGCAUUCGCUGGGGGCUCACACAGCUGGAUAUGCGGCUGAGCGGACACCCGGAUUGGGUCGAAUCACUGGCCUUGAUCCAGCUGAACCGUACUUCCAAGGAAUGGACCCGAUCGUACGGUUGGACCCAUCGGACGCCUCCCUCGUGGAUGUAAUCCAUACGGACGGGCGUAGCGUGUUCCGGUUGGAGAUUCCCGGCUAUGGGAUGUCACACGCGUGUGGCCACUUGGACUUUUAUCCCAACAACGGUAAGGAACAGCCGGGAUGUGCGUUGUCGCAGGAGGGCGCCGCCACAAUUCCGCUUACCCUGAUCAAGGAUGGCAUCGAAGAGGCGUCGCGGGUUCUGUUGGCCUGCAAUCACAUUCGAGCCAUCAAACUAUUCAUCGACAGCAUUAACGGGAAGUGUCCGUAUGUCGCUCACCGCUGUCCUUCGUACCAGCAUUUCCUCAGUGGUAACUGCUUCAAAUGCACGUCUGGCAAUUGUGCCCUCAUGGGUUACCACGCGUCCCUGCCCAUCACCACAACCAGGCAGAACAUUUCCGAGAACGACAUCGCCGUCGGUUCGUCGAUUCCUGUCGCACCCCAGCCGGGCAAAUACUUCCUGGCCACCGGGCGGGACUUUCCAUUCUGCCAGCGCCACUACCGCUUCACGAUCGAGCUGGCCAAGCCCAAGUCGGCGGAACCGUGGGUCCAGGGCCACCUGACGGCCGGCAUCUUCUCCGAGCGGGGCGCCAUCCGGAGCAUCGACCUGACGCCGAAGGGGACGGCACGGUUCGAGCACGGCACCGUGUACCAGGUGGUGGUGACCAAUCCGCACGACCUGGGCGACCGCAUCCGGAAGGUCGAGCUGAGCUGGACGCACGACAUGAACGUGCUGGAGCCGACGACGUUGUGCUUGCUGUGGUGCAACAAUCACCUCUACGUCAAGACGAUCCAGGUCGAAACGAUGCAGAUGCCAUCGCGGGAGAAACGCAACACAGAGUACUCCAACAAGCUGUGUGCGCAGAAGCGUGAUUUUGCCGACAUUGCCAGCCGUGGAACGUACGCAUUCUACGACAACUGUAAACGAUGAAAUUCCUAUCACACCGAAUCACACUUCAACCUUCCAGCGUAGUUAAUAUAAUAUAUAUUUCAACAAACUGCCGUUUAGCCAACAAGAGGAAGGAGAAGAUGAUCAGAAGACAAAUCCAAUCGAAAGAGAGAGAGAGAUUAUAUUCGUUAUUAUUUUGUUUCUAGCGUUCAUCUAGACUAGACUAACCACCUUUAAAAAAAACCCAAUAUGUAUUCAAUGAAAACCCCAGUUUAAAAAAAAACCAUUUCGGUAGAAAGAUUUCACUCGACCCGACGACCCGACUCCGCGUUCGAAUGGUUUAAGAGUGCGCGCAAGAAGCGAAAGUGAGACGAAUGUUUGAGGCUGAUUGUAAACAAAGUCAUUUAAUUUCGUUAUAAAUAUAUGUUAGAUUAUAAGGUUCAAUCACAUUGCGAAACUUGUGUUCCAAACAACCCCCCCGCAAAACUUUAUCCCAAGUAUUGUACAAAUUUGUCUAGAGCGUAGUAGCGAUUCGAUUCGAGGCAGGAGUAAACCGUUUUUUUCCGCGUGCUUUUAUUAUUACAUUGUAAGAUUAUUUCUAUGAAAUUUACUGAAACUCCCAAAAAACUGAAACAAACUUGAAAAGUUUACCUGUUGUUAGGGUUAAAUUUUCAACUUUUACAAAAA
This is a messenger RNA of Culex pipiens pallens (northern house mosquito), 2875 nucleotides long. Its product is annotated as pancreatic triacylglycerol lipase. The record is from RefSeq and is a predicted model, not a curated record. Lineage: Eukaryota; Metazoa; Arthropoda; Insecta; Diptera; Culicidae. The coding region runs from base 569 to 2230 and encodes 553 amino acids. Gene Ontology annotation, molecular function: triacylglycerol lipase activity. The transcript is spliced from 8 exons. Gene Ontology annotation, biological process: lipid metabolic process.